AUGGUUUUUGGGGCGAUCCUCUUGACCGGCGCGUCCCUUACCGCCAGCGUGCUGGUGAUGCAAGUGGCAGUAUUACCGUUAAUGUUUAGAUACAGCAAGACUGUGCAACGGAAGAUGGUGUUUUCAAACUGCAUAAAUUACCCCAAAAACUUGGACUUUGACAAUCCAGCCAGCUGUAAUGUAAUGGGCGGUAGAAACUUUAGCAUCGAAUUUGACUCGAAGGUCGAUAAUUGUCCCAUUAAAAUAGGAAUCUGGCACUUAGUGCCGUGUGAAGUACUGCGAAAAUUGCUCAGCACCACCAGCGAGUCGACACUGUGCGACCGGCUCCAUCACGAAUUAGAGAGCACACAGAACACUAUCAUACUAUAUUGUCAUGGCAAUUCAAACCACCGAGGGUCACCGCAUCGCCUGCAAAUGUACAAAGUGUUCCAAGAUCUGAACUUACACGUCAUCACGUUUGACUACCGAGGUUAUGGUGAUUCGACGCGUAUCCGACCAACGGAGAGGGGUGUAGUGGAAGACGCUCUGAAGGUGUACGCUUGGCUCAUGGACGUGGUUGGUAAGGGUAAACGGCCGACGGUGGUGCUGUGGGGACACUCUUUGGGUACAGCGAUAGCGUCAAAUUUGGUGGCCAAUAUCGAAGAGCUCUGCUGCAGUUAUCAACACAAGUGCCUGCCGGCUCCAGACGCGCUGGUCCUUGAGGCACCAUUCAAUAAUCUACUGGAAGAGAUUGAGAAACAUCCAUUCUCAAAGCUAGUAUCCUGGCUGCCAUACUACAAGCGUUCCUUCAUAAAACCCUUCAGCAGCUCCGAUGAGUUCUCAUUCACAACUGACGAGUAUCUGGCGAGGGUGCCCGGUCUGCCCAUUCUCAUGCUGCAUUCGAGGGGAGACAGGAUAGUGCCGUACGAGCUGGCUGUCAAGCUGCACGAAUGUCUGGCGCGAUCGCGUGCGCACGGCGGGGCCCCGGUGCAGUUCCACGUGUUCGAUAGGGGCCACAACAAUCUGUGCGAGGCCCCGGACUUGCCGAUGAUUGUUAGAGAUUUUCUUCACGUAGUGAAGGAGAGGCAUGUGUAA
This is a messenger RNA of Zerene cesonia (dogface butterfly), 1074 nucleotides long. RefSeq names its product lysophosphatidylserine lipase ABHD12-like. Gene Ontology annotation, cellular component: endoplasmic reticulum membrane. Lineage: Eukaryota; Metazoa; Arthropoda; Insecta; Lepidoptera; Pieridae. The transcript is spliced from 10 exons. Gene Ontology annotation, molecular function: monoacylglycerol lipase activity; phosphatidylcholine lysophospholipase A1 activity. The record is from RefSeq and is a predicted model, not a curated record. Gene Ontology annotation, biological process: monoacylglycerol catabolic process; phosphatidylserine catabolic process. The coding region runs from base 1 to 1074 and encodes 357 amino acids.